Messenger RNA from Thalassophryne amazonica, 4118 nucleotides. Its product is annotated as mucin-2. Gene Ontology annotation, biological process: inhibitory postsynaptic potential. The record is from RefSeq and is a predicted model, not a curated record. Bases 767 to 3997 code for a protein of 1076 amino acids. Gene Ontology annotation, cellular component: postsynaptic density. NCBI's taxonomy places the organism in Eukaryota, Metazoa, Chordata, Actinopteri, Batrachoidiformes, Batrachoididae. The transcript is spliced from 3 exons.
UCGUCUUUCUUUAGGUGGUUGCACGGUCUUCAGUCAAUAUGAGCUGGCAAGAGAAAGACUGAGAAAAACCAAAGAUGAGAACAUCAAAAGAAUGGAAUGGAAAUCCCAUAAGUGGGAUGUGAUUGGCCAACAUGGAGAACCAAUCGGAACAAGCUGACGCUUCUGCCAUCAAAUCAGCUGAAGGCCAACAGGACAAAGUUGGUGAAGAAGGAAGGGUUGCCAAAUAGACAAGCCAGUGUGACAGAGACAGACAAGAUGGACAUGCUGCAUUUAGUCCAUCCCCAUCUGUACACCAGUUUCAUCCAAUUAAGAAUGCAUCAUCUCGUUAAUAAAAGAGGAAUAAGGAGCAAAACUGCAAUUAUACAAACUGGACUGCAUAUGUUUUGAAGUGAUCUAAGACUAUUCAUUUAUUUCUUACUGACCGUGAGUAAGACCUCUAUGGUUCUUUGGAUAAGUAAGCAUCAUAGUGAUCUAUGUUUAAUUUGUACUUGCUGCGCUUAAAAAAAACCCUCCCACACAUUAUGAACUGUGAAUAUGUUUCUUGAGGACCAUUUUACUUGCAAAGGUUUUUGAUGUAUAGAUGUAAGGUGACUUGCACAGACUGCUAUGUCUGCUCAUCACAAUCAGUUGUACAGGCUGGUUAUAAUGAAUAUCCUGUAAAAGAGCGAUCACCUUCGAUUUGGGCGCAGUACCACAGCUGCACCUUUGUCACAUUGCACUGUCUGCAGAGCCUGUGGAUGUUGGCGGAGUGGGAGAGACAAGAGAAAUGGUGAGCAAAGAGCCCAACCGCUUACUUACAGGCCACACCAACGGCAAGAGCACUUUGGCAGACAAGUUGCCCGGGACCAUGACUGUGCGCUCCGUGCUCCUCAACCGUGACUCCCCGGAUAUUGAGAGUCGCCUCAAGCGGCGCCGCAAUCGCACACAUCAGGUCCGCUUUAAAGACCUCGAGGAUGGCAGUAGCAGCAGUGGCAACAGUGGAACAGGAGAACACAAUAGCCAUCGUAGACUUGCCGCAGAGUGCGAUAGUCCCCAUCCGCUCCGUAAACACAGUAGCAGGGCGUCCAAGCCAUGGACAGACAGGAAUGGGCCACAGAUUAAUGCUCUACCUGGCAAAACCUCUGUGGUGGGGGCUGUACGUGGAGACAUGGCCAGUACUAUAGAGGUGGUAGCUGCUUUCUUAGCCAGGGCACCUCCUCAUCCAUUGACACCAGGACCUACACGUCGAUGUUGGACUCCCCCACAGACUAACUCCCUAACCUUGCCAAUGACACGCAGGAGCAGUACCAGUACCAGUACCAGCACCAGCACAGCCAUACAGACAUCCCCAUGCCUGAAAAAGCCCCAGUCCCACUCAUCCACCCACACACGUAGCCACAGCCUCGGGGACUCUGUUGGCAUGGAUGGAGAUGAUGAACACGACUCUCAAGAUGAGUAUUUGGCACCUAACCAUGUGUCACUGCGUGGAUUAAAGGAUCAAAGCAGUCCUCCUGGCACUGUAGAACAAAAUGUGAUAGAAGGAAGGUCUAAAGGUUCCAGGACAGACAUGAAAUCUGCAGUUGCUGUUGCAAAGAACUCAAGGCACAGCUGCUCCCCUUCUGUCCUUCAUAACACUGAGCCUCGUCACUGUUCCUCUGUCUCCUAUCGAGAUGGAGCCAAGAGGCAGGGAAGCAGUACACCAUCUGUGGUCAGGAGGAGAAAGCGGAUGAACAGGACAACAAGUGAUCCUGGGAAAGAAGUGUCCUACUGUACUACUCCCACUCAGACCGAAAGCCCCAGUCCAUCUUCAGCACCCUCAAAUCCCCAACUCUGUACCACUCAUGUUCAAACAGAGAGCCCCACCCCACCUUCUGAUUCCAAAUGCUCUACCACCCAAAGCCAAACUGAGAGCCAACAUCAAGCUCUACCUUUAAGUGAAGCAAAGGGCACAAACCAAAUUCAAACCACCAACUGCCAUCCUUCAUCUCCAAAUGCUGACCAGUCUACUGCUCACAGACAAACAGACUAUUCCUGCCUCCCUCAUCCAACUCAUGAACCUUGCACUACCCACGAACAAAAGGACAGUAUGCGUGACAACUCAUCUGUAGACGUAUCACCAAUUUCAACUCAAAUUCAACCAGAGUGUCCUUCUCCAUCACCAAGUUUGAUCCAAGACCCUCCUACCACACAAACAACUACUGUGCCUUAUUGUACUUCUCCCCCACCUACAGGUGCACCAACACAAACCCCUGAACAUUGUGCUAAGCUGCCUAGCCCUCCACCAGCAAAGUCAGUUUGCACCACACCAACUCCACCACCAUCUACCACCAUUCCAUGCUCUACUUCCUCUGCACCUAUCGUCACCCAACACUCAGUCCCAUAUUAUACUGUUGUGUCUCCGUCAGCAACCCCUAGCACCAUUAGCAUCUCUACCACUGCAUCAACAACUGCGCUCUCAUGUCCCCCUGAAAACUGCACUCCCUCUGUCUCAGACAUAGCAUCGUGUGUUUCAUUAGCCCACUCUACUCCUACACCAACCAUAGCACCCAAUGCAACAUCCAGUAACCCAGCCAGUAAUUUAACCCCUGCCCAAAAUGUAACACAUCCACCAUCACAUGAUGCAUCAAACACUAUGCCUCCUACAAUCCUAAAACCCUGUACAUUUGUCAAUCAGACUGCUCUGUCAUGCACCUCUAUAUCGUACUACACCACUACGCAUGUCCCUUAUGUAAAUGCUACGUCACCAUCUUACGCCACGCUUAUACAAACCGUAUCUCAUUGUAACAUCCCAUGUCAACCUCUACAAAACAAUUCUGUUGGCACGGGGAUAACUGCUUUCUCCUCCCCAGUCCCAAAACUCACGUCUUGCACUUCUCCAGCUCUGCUCGUGAAGACGCUUGCUUCCAAUGUGCAAUCAUGUCUAACGCCAACUAAAACAGUUCCUCUGUACUCGUCCACAUUUCGUGCAGCGCCGCCAUACACACCCCCUUCUCAAAACCACAGUGCUCAGGAUAAGAGGGGCAUUCGACUUCCACCACCUCCUCCCCCACCACCGCCACCCUACAUGCCACGUAAAAACGACGGAGCCGUCACAUCUGGUCCUGCGCGCCGAACACCAAUGCUCAGGGCAGACAGCAAGGUCAGUGACAAAGACAAAGGUGAGGAGAAGGCAAAAAAGGAAGAUGUGAAACAUACAGACUCACCAAAGUUGUGUGAGAGGACAAGCUCUCUGAAGCACAGAGCGCAAACCCCACCAGUUGUUAUAAUGAAGGGAGAAAAGCAGCCCUCAUCCUCCCCACUGAAGGUUUGUUUUAAACCCAGCUGUCUUAGCUCAGCCCAGGCUCAGCUCGGGGUAUUACACAAAAUGCUCUGCUCAGGAGCCAGUGCAAAGGCCAACACCCCUAAAAGCCAACACCCUCUUCCUCCGAGUCAGCAGGGUUGCUCUGGACCUUUGGGCUGCUCUGUGUCUGGGGAUUGGCAUGCAGCCACCCAGGAGGACACGCUGAGGCAGGUCCAGGAAAUUAUAGGCGGGUUGGUAUCUGGCGCUCGGUGUAAACUGGACCCAGCCAGGGUGACAGAAAAGCUUUUAAGCCCCAGCGGGCCCCUGCAUGAUAUUCGUAGCCUGCAGAACCAACUGCACAGCCUCGAGGGAGUCCUGGAGAUGAGCCAGAACACCAUCAAGGUCCUUCUGGAUGUCAUUCAAGACCUUGAGAAGAAGGAAGCUGAGAGAGACGGAAGGCACUCAUACAGAACGGGUCAGGAUAUAGAGAACUGUGGGACCUGCAGGGACUGCGCUUGUAUCAUCUACAGUGUUGAACACGACUUUCGUCUGCAGGAAGGGCAGGUGGUGCGCACGUGGAAGGUGGGCGACCCUCCUGAGGGUUCUCCGCAGACCACCACUCCCCAACCCGCUACGCCCCAACACCAAGACUCCCCUCCACCGGCGCAAUCCCCGGCCGCCACCACUGCUGCCGCCGCCACCAAGAAGACCAGGAAGAAAUGCUUCUGGUUCCUCUGAGACACUGCAAAGAGACAUUUUGAUACUGUGACGCACCGCAUACACUUCCUACAAACACAAAUAAUUAACUGUGGAAAUCUGAGUGAAAUAAGAGGUAGAAUACGGCUGCCGGUGCGCACAA